AUGGAUAACGUGGUAUUCUGUAAGUCGCUAGGAAAGAGAAGAAGAAACAUGGUAAAGCCAUCAGGGAAGAGUCAGAGCUUGAGAGAAAACUUGAAACACAACAGAGAAGCUGUUGCUCUACACGUCCUACUAGGUCAAGAUUCUGAUGAUGAUGAUAUUCAUCCCGAGUCGAAGAAAAGGGUUUCAAGAUGGAUCUCCUUAGUGGUGAAAGAACCAACUAUGUUCCUCCCCCAACGCUGCGCUAGCUAUGCGGCUCAAGGGAUUGGGUUUUGUGUCAAACGGUAUCUGUAUCAUGUCAUAUUAGCCAUUCACGAGGGAAUCUUGGGAUAA
This is a messenger RNA of Eruca vesicaria subsp. sativa (arugula), 330 nucleotides long. Lineage: Eukaryota; Viridiplantae; Streptophyta; Magnoliopsida; Brassicales; Brassicaceae. The record is from the annotation of a GenBank genome assembly.